GACCCAAUUUCCCCCUCUUUUCCUGAUUUCUCGCUCGCAGUCGCCGACGCCGUGAUCUCUGCUCUGCAGUCUGCUCCUCUGAUUUUUCCGAUUAUCCAAUACCCAUCUCAAUCCAACCUCUUUUAUUUUUUUAUUCCCCCAUGCAUUGCACCUUUAGUUUGUCUUUUAACAUAAACAAAAUCUCUUCUUAGUUCUUACAAACCAUGAUCGGAAAGAUUUUUCACUCUUUUGAGUUGGGUCGGAUAGGCGUGGACUUGUCCUGUUCAGUUCUGCUCUGGAAAUCUGACUUGACCUGUUCUGUUCCGGAGAGGAAACAGAGGAGGGGAGGGGGGUUUCUGGGUUCUUCGAAAAUGACCCAUCAGAUGGACGCGUGGCGACCCUGGAAUGGUGGUUGCCGUAAAUAGACCAGCACGCGAGCGGCUGUAGUCAACAGCAGCAGUCAGUCAGCGUAAGAGGGAACGGUGACUGAGUCCCGAGAUUCUUUCUUCUCCUCUUGUCUCUAUCACUUCCCAGUGUGAUUCUUUUGGCCCGGUCUGGUUUCAGUAUUCCGACACCCGUUUUCAGUUCUUUUGACUGUCCUAUGUACCAGAUAUAGUGUACUGUUUUUGUUUUUCUCAUGGGUCCUCAUUUAUGCUUUCAUUAAGAUGUUUCCGUGUUCUGUCCCU
Rubroshorea leprosula is the source of this 665-nucleotide messenger RNA. The record is from the annotation of a GenBank genome assembly. Lineage: Eukaryota; Viridiplantae; Streptophyta; Magnoliopsida; Malvales; Dipterocarpaceae.